UGAGUAUGUGGCAUGAUUUCAUUUGUUUGUUUGCAGGGCAUUUUCUGAACUCAAGAUCUUGAUAAAAAAGACAAGAGGAAGACAGCUUUGAUGAAGGCAACUUCAAACCUGUCUCUGGAGGAAGUUAAUAUUGAGGAGAAAAAAAGUUUUGAGGCUUUCAUAAACCAAUUGGGAGCUGAUAAUGUCUUUGAAGACGAGUCAGAAAUCUGGAAGAUCUGGGUGCAGCUCUGGGAGGCAGAACCACAUCUGCUGGGAAAUCUGAAGGAGUUCUUGGCUAAAAUGACACACUUGAUCAAGGAAGCUAAGCAUGAAAAAGAGAAGAUACAGUUACUACUGAAAAUACAAAUUUCUGAUCACAAUAAGAAGGUGCAGAAGCUAUAUGAGGAAAUGGAGCAGCAAAUUGAGAAGGAGAAACAAAAGCUGCAGAAUGAGGGUAAAGCCAGGAGCCAGCUGCAUUACAUGGAGAUGCAGGAAGAAUUGGAUGUCAGAGAACAGGAAAUCCAGCAUUCCUUCAUUGUUCAAAAAGAGGUAAAAUAUCAGUGUGACAUGAAGAGGCAGCAACAGAGCGAGCUCUCCCUUGUGGCCCCUGAUGAUGACACUCCUUUGGAGUGA
Messenger RNA from Candoia aspera, 612 nucleotides. It is a transcript of the gene RAB44, whose product is annotated as RAB44, member RAS oncogene family. The record is from RefSeq and is a predicted model, not a curated record. The transcript has 5 exons. Bases 91 to 612 code for a protein of 173 amino acids. Lineage: Eukaryota; Metazoa; Chordata; Lepidosauria; Squamata; Candoiidae.